Owenia fusiformis is the source of this 1628-nucleotide messenger RNA. NCBI's taxonomy places the organism in Eukaryota, Metazoa, Annelida, Polychaeta, Sabellida, Oweniidae. The record is from the annotation of a GenBank genome assembly.
AAGGAAAACAUUUUCGGACACAGAAAGAUUACUCAAAAUGCAACGAUCUGAUUGGCCAAUUGAUGAAGGCGGUAAUGGUAUAAAAAUGUACAAUGUUGUCUUCCCGAUUUAUCGUAGUUUUUCUUGGAAUUUGCUCAAAUGAUCUGUUCCUCAAUACUUUAGGAGACACAACCAUCAAACCCCAAGGUACAACCUAUACAACAAUUGUGUCUCCUACACCAAAUGUAAAUGAUACACCAAAAGGAACAAGGACAUCAUCUUCAACGUCUGACAUUAAGGGUGAGACACCCCAAACUUCAACUCCAAAAUUUUCAAGUUCAACAUCUAGUGGCAAUGAUACACCUAAAUUAGCACCAUUAAUCCCCAGUGGUAAUGAAACACCCAAAGGGAAUAGCACUGUCUCUAAUGAAACUGCUCAAUCUACAACACAAUCAGGGGGUGUGACCAUAAAUUCAACAGCCGCUGUUCCAUCUACUACUUCACUCCCUGUUGUGCAAGGGGGCACAUCACCCAAUUCAACUAUAUCCUCAACAUCUAGUGUUUCUACACUGCUGACGAUCGCAUCGACUAUCCCUCCAACUGUACCAGCUACAUUAGCUACCACGCCUAAUCCAACAGUAAACACAAGUUUAUUGACAAGUGCAGCAGUUACAAGUGAAGCAGUUAUGUCCCAAACAACUCAAGUUACAGAUCAAACUGAUGCAGUAACAAAUCAAACUGGUACAGUUACAAAUGAAACAGAUAUGAUUACAAAUCAAACAGGUACAGUUACAAAUCCAACAGAUAUGGUUUCAAAUCAAACAGAUAUGAUUACAAAUCAAACAGGUACAGUUCCAACUGAUAUGAAUCCAGUUACAACCCAAAUUGAUACAGUUACAACUCCAACUGAUACAAAUACACAUCCAAAUGAUACAACUACAAAUACAACUGAUACAAAUACAGCUCCAUCUGAUACAAAUACAGCUUCAAUUGAUGCAAAUACAACUUCAACUGAUACAGCUACAACUCACGUAGAUCCACUUACAAAUCCAACUGAAAAAUCUACUGCUUCAACGGAUACAGCUACAACUCACAUAGGUCCACUUACAAGUCCAACUGAUAAAUCUACAGCCAAAAGUGAUACGGGUACAACGAAAGGUGAAACAGAUAAAACUACAACUAAUAUCCCAACCUCUGAGAGUACAAGUGCCAGCACAGACAACAUUGUUAAAGUCCCUGCCAAGCAACCAGAGGGCUUGAGUAAUGCAACCAAAGUGGGGCUCGGGAUUGGUAUUCCAGUAAUGCUGAUCGCACUAGUUUGCUGUGUGUUUGUGUUCUCACGUUGGAGGAGACGUCGUGGAGGCUUCAGGUUUUUGACGCUAAAUGACUACGAUACAAAUUGGGAUUCUACCUAUAAUAACCCAAGCUAUGAUAAAGGAAAUGAGAAACUAACAUUCCUUGAUGACCUUUGAGGUUGUGUCUAAGUGGGUCAACAGCAGAUAUUGAUUAAAAGAAGUUAUUCAGAUCUGAUUUUCUUGAUUAGAAAAUCAUGGAAAAGUAAAUGUUAUAGCCAAACCAUGUAAGUGACUUUUGGCCUGACAGGACCACUUACAAACCCGAAUGAUCCUGGGCCUUCAAGAGACCAAAUG